ACAAAAAAAACCAGACGAACUACCAGUAGUUUCUGCGCUUGCGCAGAGUCAACACGUUAAACGCGAUAUUUUUCAGGUGGUUAACAACAAGACGAUGGCAGAAGAGGAGGCAGGUCAAAACAAGUUAGGGAUCCUGGAUGUCCACAGGAUACCAUGUGCCAGAGAAGCCAUCCUGCAUGGAGCUGGAGGCUCUGCAGCUGCUGGACUUCUUUACUUUCUGACCACCAGUCGAGUGAAGAUGUCUUUUCACGUUGGGUUUGCUGGUUUUCUGCUCACCACUCUGGGCUCCUGGUUUUACUGCAGGAUAAACUACACUAUGCUCUGUAUGCAGCAGAAGUUAAUACAGGAAGGCAUCAAGAACAAGAUUGUGUAUGAAGGAACUGUUAAAGACCCUAUAAUCAAAGCCCGAGCAGAAACUCCUUCAGGCUCCACAUGAUGUCCUGUAAUGAAACUCCUCUCUCAUAAACAGACAUGUUUAAUGGGACAAGAAAGGACAGAGUCAGCUGACAACCGGUAGUUUUUCUGUGUUGUUGCUGAACAAUAUGGAAUUUAAUUGGAUUCUUAUUUGCCUAAAGCAAUAAUUCAAUAAAAAAUACUUAAGAUGAAUGAAG
Molecule: messenger RNA, 611 nt
Organism: Nematolebias whitei (Rio pearlfish)
Lineage: Eukaryota; Metazoa; Chordata; Actinopteri; Cyprinodontiformes; Rivulidae
Product: cytochrome c oxidase assembly protein COX20, mitochondrial
Exons: 4
Coding region: 95-436 (113 amino acids)
Biological process (GO): mitochondrial respiratory chain complex IV assembly
Cellular component (GO): mitochondrion; mitochondrial inner membrane
Source: RefSeq, a predicted model, not a curated record